This is a messenger RNA of Carcharodon carcharias (great white shark), 1624 nucleotides long. RefSeq names its product bisphosphate nucleotidase 1 (gene bpnt1). Gene Ontology annotation, molecular function: 3'(2'),5'-bisphosphate nucleotidase activity. The transcript is spliced from 8 exons. The record is from RefSeq and is a predicted model, not a curated record. Lineage: Eukaryota; Metazoa; Chordata; Chondrichthyes; Lamniformes; Lamnidae. The coding region runs from base 107 to 1033 and encodes 308 amino acids.
GUGCCUCUGUCCGGGCGGAGAGGCGGUUUUUGAUGGCGGCUCACGCCUAAGUAGUCACUCUCUCUGUCAGCAUUGCGCCUGGUUUGUUUAUUUAUUUUUGUUAAUCAUGUCUGCCAGCCCGGCUUUUUUGAUGCGGCUUAUGGCCUCGACCUUCUCCAUUGCCGAGAAGGCGCAGACCAUAGUUCACCAGGUGAUGAGUGGAGGGGACCUGGGAGUGGUGGAGAAGACUGGAGCCAAUGAUCUACAAACAAAAGCAGAUCGAUUGGUGCAGCUAAGCAUCUGUUCAUCACUAGCACGUAAAUUCCCCAAACUAACUAUAAUUGGGGAGGAGGAUUUGCCAUCCCAAGAAGUAGAUGAAGAUUUAAUUGAAAGUGGUCAAUCUGAAGAUGUGUUGAAGCACUCCUGUCCAACUCAGUACAGCCACAUCAAGGAAGCUGAGAUAGUGGUUUGGGUUGAUCCUCUUGAUGGCACAAAGGAAUACACAGAAGGUCUCUUGGAUCAUGUGACUGUGCUUAUUGGAAUUGCUUAUGAUGGUAAAGCAAUAGCUGGUGUAAUCAAUCAGCCAUAUUACAACUAUCAGGCUGGGGCUGGUGCUGUACUUGGUCGGACCAUCUGGGGGGUUCUGAACCUUGGGGUGUUUGGAAUUCAGCUGAAGGAAGCACCAGAAGGGAAACACAUCAUUACUACAACCCGUUCCCACAGCAGCAAGCUGGUAAAUGACUGUAUUUGUGCAAUGAAUGCUGAUGAAGUAAUAAGGGUCGGAGGAGCAGGCAACAAGGUCAUACAGCUUAUUGAGGGGAAGGCCUCGGCUUAUGUAUUUGCUAGUCCUGGCUGUAAGAAAUGGGAUACUUGUGCUCCUGAGGCUAUCCUUCAUGCUGUUUCAGGUAAACUGACAGAUAUUCAUGGGAAUCCCUUCCAGUAUCAUAAAGAUGUGAAGCAUAUGAACUCAGCUGGAGUCCUUGCAACUUUGAGGAACUUUGACUAUUAUGCAAGCCGUGUUCCCGAUUCUGUUAAAAUGGCCCUAGUUCCCUGAAAAUGUUGUAAUAUGCUGCCUUAGUAACCUCUCAAAUGACCAAAAUGCCUGAGUAUUCAUUCCUAUUCAAAUAAGAUGUAAUAUUCAGGAUGUUAGUAUGUGGGUACAGCUCUUUUUACUUUGCAAUACAGGUACUGAUCUGUAGAGUUAGUCUGUUCGUGGUAGUGCAGAGUUCAGUAGAGAUCACGUCUCGCAGAUCACCUGUGACUGAUGUUUAUUCCAGAAAUUUUUGAUGUAUGUUUUUUAAGCUGUAUGCAAUGAUCUUGUUUUCACGUGAAUUAUCUGAAUUGAGACGAUAUUUUUUAUGGUCUUUUACACAAUAUUUGCACUUGAUUUUCAUGGGUGGCCUUAUAUUGUAUUUUGCUCUUACUGGCUAACCUAAAUCCACAUUGUUGAUUGUGUAUUUCUGCACUUGGAAAAUUAGUUUCUCAACGAGUUCUAAAAAUUCAGUAUUUGUACAUUGUUCUCGUUAAUCUUUGUUAUUUUUACAUUUACUAGUGUGGAAAACUAAGUGAAUGUUUGCAAGAAAAUGUAAUUUCUUUAAAUUAUAUUUUAAAUCACUGAUUUGAAUAAAUUGCUGGUGAUACUUUA